AGGCUGUGGCUAAAGUUAGAUUGGGUCGGGGGUAUAUAAGCCCCCGGGGAUGUGCGUAGAACGCGGCUUCACACUGUCUUCUCUUUCUUGAUCAUCCAAACCUCCACUCAUACCGUCCCAAGAUGGCACCAAAGAAGGCCAAGAGGAGGCAGGCAGCAGGAGACAGCGGCUCCUCCAACGUGUUCUCCAUGUUCGAGCAGAGCCAGAUCCAGGAGUACAAGGAGGCUUUCACAAUUAUUGACCAGAACAGAGACGGUAUCAUCAGCAAAGACGACCUUAGGGACGUGUUGGCCUCAAUGGGCCAGCUGAACGUGAAGAAUGAGGAGCUGGAGGCCAUGAUCAAGGAGGCCAGCGGCCCCAUCAACUUCACCGUCUUCCUCACCAUGUUCGGAGAGAAGCUGAAGGGUGCUGACCCCGAGGACGUUAUUCUUAGCGCCUUCAAGGUCCUGGACCCCGAGGGUACCGGAACCAUCAAGAAGGAGUUCCUCGAGGAGCUCCUGACCACUCAGUGCGACAGGUUCUCCAAGGAGGAGAUUAAGAACAUGUGGGCCGCCUUCCCCCCAGAUGUCGCUGGCAACGUAGACUACAAGAACAUCUGCUACGUCAUCACACACGGAGAGGAGAAGGAGGAGUAAAGAGGAAGAUAGAAGAACAACAGAACAACAGCCAUCCCUUUGUUAUUCUGCCUUCCCUGUCCGUCCUUCUCCUCCCUUCUUUCCACCUGUGUGUGUCGGGCCGCUCAUGUCGAACCAAAGACUCGUCCACCUGCCGCAUGAGGCGGCCCUGCUCUGUCUGUGUUGGCUUAUGGGGAAUAAGGGAUGAUUUAUAAUAAAAUGAUCCUGGAACAUCAUUUCCACGCACACCUUUAACACCGUGGUUUUCCUUUCCUGGUAACUGUCUUCUGUCUUCUCACCUCUCCAUCUGUGUCUGCUCUGUGGUGUUGAACCUCUGAGGUGUUUUUGGGAGUGAAACCACGCCUCCCUCAGGUGGAUUUAAGGACGUCAUUCUCUAUUUUGAAGAUGUCCUCACUCAUGGGUAGAGGGGGUGAGAGGAGGGAGAGCGUUCGCAGGUUAUGGGAAAACGUUGUCUCCUUAAAGCGACGGCAGCGUUUCCCCCCAAAAAAGUGACAAAAAUAGACCGAAGGAGAGGAGGGAAAGGGACGAAAGAAAACAUAUCCUCUUCGCCUUCUUUCCCUCGGCUCCUUCUGACGUCUGUUCAAUCACCUGUUUUCCAUAAGCUGUGUCUGAAACAGUCACCGGACUCUUCCUCGCCUUUCCUCUGGACUGAAUAAAAAGGGACAAACUGUGAAUAAACCUCUUUUCUUUUGUACAA
Molecule: messenger RNA, 1332 nt
Organism: Sphaeramia orbicularis (orbiculate cardinalfish)
Lineage: Eukaryota; Metazoa; Chordata; Actinopteri; Kurtiformes; Apogonidae
Gene: mylpfa
Product: myosin light chain, phosphorylatable, fast skeletal muscle a
Exons: 7
Coding region: 123-635 (170 amino acids)
Molecular function (GO): calcium ion binding
Source: RefSeq, a predicted model, not a curated record